AUGUCCGAAGCUGAAAAUAGCAGCGGAGAGCCUCCAAAGAAGAAGAACAAGUCAAAGUCAGAUACCGAGUCAAAACAAGUGGACGAUCAAGAGCAUCGGACUCGCAAGAUCUCCCAGGCCACCAGAACGUUAAAGGCUUGUGAUCUUUGUAGACGUCAAAAGACACGAUGCAUUCGAAGUGAUGAUAAUCGUACAAGUUGUAUACGAUGUAUCUUUUUAAAUAAGCCAUGUUCCUUGGAUGUCGAUCUGGAAGUGAAGAAGUCUCUGAACGAAUCUUUGGGUGUUUCCAUUUCAAAUCAUCCCAUGGACGUUGGUAUACCUAACUUUACCUCCGCUAAUAAUAGCAAUACUACUACUAAUAAUAAUAAUAAUAAGGAUAAAAUAGAUGCUAUUUAUCGAAUGGUUAGAGAGCUAUUGGCAGUGACCAAGAAUCCGUCAACUGCAGCAAUUGACUCUAAACUGCUAAUAUAUGAUCCUCUUGACUCAGGUCCACUACAGCCACUUGGGAGUACUGUUGAUAAUUCCAACAGAAUAACGCAAUCACCAGCUAAACUUGGGGGUCAUCACCAUCACCAUCAAAGAGGUCGUCAGAUGCUGACUACUACUGAUACGGUAUAUGAUCUUGAUAUAAAUUUCCGUCCAAUGGAAGCCAUUCCCUUUACCGUAGUGAAUAAUAUGAGAGAUGAAAUCAAUGAUAUGCCCAAAUUGAUUACUUCUAUAUUCCCACAAUGGUAUCCGUUUAUGCAAUUUGAAAGGAAACCAAGUAGAAAAGAUAUCAUUACUUUGAAUAUCUUAUCAUUAAAUGAAGCAAUUGCAUUAAUGAAUGAUUUCAGACGUAAUUAUGGUAGAUGGGUAAGUUUCCCUCAAAAUUUACCCACUGACCAUUUGGUUGAACGAAUAAGAGAAAAAUCAAGCUUUCUAUUGACUACUUGUUGUGUUAUAUCUUAUAGAUAUUCACCACUACGAAUGACUCAUAAGAAGAAUUAUAAAAUCUUAAUGAAACAUUUGAUAACGGAUUUUAAAGCUGCACUAUUAAAGAAUGCUGCAAUGCAACCUCAUAGAGAUGGUGAUAUUGAAUUCUUACAAGCAAUAGUCAUUCUUUCUAUUUAUCUGCACAGUCUUUCAUCUUCAAUUACUAACAAAUAUAAACCUUUUAUAUUGGAAGAUUCUGGAGAUGACGAAGACGAUAACUUGGAUGAUGAAGAACUUCAAGAGUUUACAUUGGAUCCUUGGAACUUAUCAUCUAUGGGGUUAACAACAUUUAUUUCUAGAGGCACGCUUGGAGAUUCCCUUUUCGGUAAUAUGAAGUCUACUACUUCAAAAUCGUCAAGUUAUAAUCCAGGAACAGCAAAUGAUGGUGAUGAUAUUAAUACCAACAAUACCAAUCCAGAAGAUAGGAUAUUUACCUUUUUAUUUGAUCCAUUAGAAAGCUCCAAUGAAUAUCAAAAACUCACAGUUAUUCGGUUAUACAAUCAUUUGACAUUAGUCCAUCUAGUUAAUUGUGUUAUUUCUGGAAGAAUGUGCAUUCUUGACGACACUCGAUUGGAUUAUUGUAAGAAUACCUUGGGGUUACCCAGCUCUACAAAUUUUGAUGGUAGAAUGAUUAGUGAAAUUCAAAUCUUGGUUAUUUGCUACAAAUUUAUUCAGGCUCUUCUGUUGAGCACCAGCUCGGAAGAAGUAGAAGAUCAUUAUAAAUACACUCAGGGAGAGAUGUUAGCCUGGAAGGGUCAAUGGGAAUAUUUAUUUGAGCAACCAGCAUUACAAUUUGUUGAUUUCUGUUCCAAUUUUGUACAGCUAUUGGUGAUAUUUAAUUAUAUCUAUUAUAAGUUGAAGCUUGAAGGGAAAUUCAAAAAGAACCCCACGAAUUAUAUUCCCCAAUUGGGUAAUCUUGAUUCAGUCCUUGAAUUGGCAAACAUGGCCGAUCUUGCAAUAAUGUAUCAAUAUGCUUUAAACGUUGUGAGUACGAUCCGAAACAUUGAGAACGAUGCAUAUUUUGCGUAUUUAUCAGAUCAAAUUCAUUUCUUCUUUUAUUUCGCUGGGAUUGUAUUGGUGAAGAUGAUUGAAUGUUUCAAGCUGAAAAAGGUAGCCAUUGAUUAUCGACCAUCACGAAGUUGUUUGAAACUUUUAACAAAGAAGUUCGAUGCUGUUGGAUUGAAUAAUGAUUUGAUAUCGACAUAUAAAAAUGGUCUCAUUCAAGUUGCAAAGAAAUGCAAUCUUGAUCUAACAUAA
Messenger RNA from Lizanozyma spartinae, 2229 nucleotides. It is a transcript of the gene ZCF19, whose product is annotated as Zcf19p. NCBI's taxonomy places the organism in Eukaryota, Fungi, Ascomycota, Pichiomycetes, Serinales, Debaryomycetaceae. Gene Ontology annotation, cellular component: nucleus. Gene Ontology annotation, molecular function: transcription cis-regulatory region binding; DNA-binding transcription factor activity, RNA polymerase II-specific; zinc ion binding. The coding region runs from base 1 to 2229 and encodes 742 amino acids. Gene Ontology annotation, biological process: regulation of DNA-templated transcription. The record is from RefSeq and is a predicted model, not a curated record. The transcript has a single exon.